AUGAGCUUUUCUCGGGCAUUUGAGUCCCUUUUUCUAGCACUACUCCUCUUGGGUGGUGGAAUUCUUACUCAAGUUGGGUGCUUUAGUUUUAAUUUUCCAAACUUCACUGAUCAAAAUCCAGUUGAUCUCCUUAUGUUUAGUCCAAAUUCACGCAUUUCUGGGGCAGCUAUCCAAGUUACACCCGAUGUGAAUACAAAAAGCUAUACCAUAAAUCAAUCCGGACGCACCUUUUACAAGAAGCAAUUCAGAUUGUGGAGCAAGAGCAAAGGCGUCGCAGCGUCUUUCAAUACCACCUUUGUAUUUACUAUCACUCCCUUAGACCCAAAUACUCCAGUCGGCGAAGGCUUGGCCUUCAUAUUAGCUGCAGAUGCAGCUCUUCCAGAGAGCAGCUAUGGCCAAUGGCUUGGGAUUUUAAACGCGGCUACAAAUGGAUCCUCUCAAGCUAAUGUGGUGGCCGUAGAGUUUGACACGAGAAAGAGCUAUCCUGAAGAUCUCGAUGGUAACCAUGUUGGGUUGGAUGUAAAUAGCAUCAUUUCAAUCAAACAGGUGUCUUUAGGUGGCUAUGGGGUCAAUCUUACUGCAGGGAAUCAAACAUCUGUAAGGGUUGUGUUUGAUGGCAAAAAUAAUACUGUCUCUGUACUCGUGAUGAGUAAUGGAACAGGGGAGUACAUGCCAGUGAUCAUGUCUCUGCCGCUUAAUCUCUCUGACCGUCUUCCAGAGAAGGUUUUCGUGGGGUUCUCUGCUUCAACAAGCAAUUACCUCCAACAAAACAUCAUAAACUCAUGGGAAUUCGUGGGUGACGAUAUUGGUGAAGAUGCAGAGCUUUUAUGGGUGUGGAUCACUGUUCCAGCGGUGGUAAUUGUGUUAAUUAGCGGGGUUGUUUUUUACAUGUAUUGGGAAAGAAAACACAGAGAGCGGCCAGAAGAUGCAUAUCCAAUGAUAGAAGACCAGAUUCGAGGGUCUUCUAUGGCUCCACUCAACUUCAAAUUGAGAGAGCUGAGAAAAGCGACAGGCAACUUCAACCCCAGAAACAAGCUCGGACAAGGCGGCUUUGGAACGGUCUACAAGGGAUUGUUGGCAAAUAAGGAGGUAGCUGUCAAGAGAGUCUCAAAGGAUUCACGUCAAGGCAAGCAAGAAUUUGUGGCAGAAGUCACAACAAUCGGCAGCCUCCGCCACAAAAAUCUUGUCAAAUUGAUUGGAUGGUGCUAUGAAAAGGGCGAGCUCCUUAUUGUGUACGAGUACAUGCCGAAUAGCAGCCUCGAUAAGUUCAUAUUUGGCGAUGAAAAACUAGGCUUGCAGCAACCACCGCUCAGCUGGGAAAAAAGGCGCACCAUAAUUCAUGGGGUGGCUCUGGCGCUAGAUUAUCUCCAUAAUGGGUGUGAAAAGAGGGUGCUUCAUCGCGACAUAAAAGCCAGCAACAUCAUGUUGGACUCGGACUUCAGCGCAAGGCUGGGAGAUUUCGGAUUGGCUCGUACCAUUCAGCAAAGCGACGUAACCCACCACUCAACAAAAACGAUUGCCGGAACGCCCGGCUAUAUGGCGCCAGAGACUUUUCUUGUUGGCAGGGCAACCGUUGAAACAGAUGUUUAUGCGUUUGGUGUUCUCGUGUUGGAAGUUUUAUGCGGGAGGAAGCCUGGAAAUCAGAGUGAGCAUAACGACUACAACAACGGGAUUGUGUAUUGGUUGUGGGAGCUUCGUAGGGAGGAGAGGAUCGUUGAUGCAGUUGACUCCAAAUUGGCAGGGGAGUUCGAUGAGGACGAAAUGGCUGGAAUGCUUGUUUUGGGGUUGGCCUGCUGCCACCCAAAUCCACACCAAAGACCCUCCAUGAGAACAGUUUUGCAAGUGCUUACAGGGGAGGCGCCUCCGCCGCUGUUGGCCGCAGAGAGACCUGAUUUUGUGUGGCCGGCCAUGCCUCCGUCAUUCAAAGAAGACACGGACAACGCUUUUAUUAAAAGUCAACUCACUCCGUUCACAGCACUCGCCGGGAGAUGAGUAAUUCCGAUCGAAGUAUGUAUGAUAUUGUUUUUAUUAUUUAGUAGAUGGUGAGAAUAUUGUUUAAUACUGUUAGCGUUAAGUUGAAG
Molecule: messenger RNA, 2081 nt
Organism: Corylus avellana
Lineage: Eukaryota; Viridiplantae; Streptophyta; Magnoliopsida; Fagales; Betulaceae
Product: putative L-type lectin-domain containing receptor kinase S.5
Biological process (GO): protein phosphorylation
Molecular function (GO): protein kinase activity; ATP binding; carbohydrate binding
Source: RefSeq, a predicted model, not a curated record